Balaenoptera acutorostrata (minke whale) is the source of this 1134-nucleotide messenger RNA. It is a transcript of the gene PYM1, whose product is annotated as PYM homolog 1, exon junction complex associated factor. Gene Ontology annotation, cellular component: cytoplasm; exon-exon junction complex. Gene Ontology annotation, molecular function: RNA binding. The record is from RefSeq and is a predicted model, not a curated record. The transcript is spliced from 3 exons. The coding region runs from base 56 to 667 and encodes 203 amino acids. Gene Ontology annotation, biological process: exon-exon junction complex disassembly. NCBI's taxonomy places the organism in Eukaryota, Metazoa, Chordata, Mammalia, Artiodactyla, Balaenopteridae.
GGGAGGGGGGCGGGACCCCAGCCCUCUCACGCCGGAAGUGGUUUGCGUUUUCAAGAUGGCGACUCCCUAUGUAACUGAUGAGACCGGCGGCAAGUACAUCGCUUCAACACAGCGACCUGACGGGACCUGGCGAAAGCAACGGAGGGUGAAAGAAGGCUAUGUGCCCCAGGAGGAGGUCCCAGUGUAUGAGAACAAGUAUGUGAAGUUUUUCAAGAGUAAACCAGAACUGCCCCCCGGCCUGAGCCCGGAGGCCACUGCUCCGGUCACCCCAUCCAGGCCGGAAGGUGGUGAACCAGGCCUCUCCAAGACAGCCAAACGCAACCUGAAGCGGAAGGAGAAGAGGCGGCAGCAGCAAGAGAAAGGGGAGGCGGAGGCCUUGAGCCGGACUCUCGAGAAGGUGUCCCUGGGAGAGACAGCCCAGGUCCCCAGUGCCCCACAGGCCUCCCGGGCAGUGCCUGCAGCUGCCUCCGACCAGCCUGACUCAGCUGCCACCGCUGAGAAGGCCAAGAAGAUAAAGAACCUAAAGAAGAAGCUUCGGCAGGUGGAAGAGCUGCAGCAGCGGAUCCAGGCUGGGGAAAUCAGCCAGCCCAGCAAAGAGCAGCUGGAGAAGCUAGCGAGGAGGAGGGCAUUGGAGGAGGAGCUAGAGGACUUGGAGCUGGGCCUGUGAGGCCUUUGGGGAAUAGAGGAUGGACUGCAGAACAAACCAUGGGGCUCUCUGGGGUCCUGGGGAACGUGGGCAGCAGCAGUCAGGAGGGGUACCCCCGUACUGGCUCACUUCAACCUCUCAUGGCCCAAUUCCGUCCUCCAGAGCCUAGCCUCUCCCUCAUUCCUUCCCUUUUUUUUCCCAACUCCUAUUUUUUUGGACUUUUCUCCCUCCCAUUCCCAGUGUUCAAAAUCUCAGUGACUAUCCCAGGUACCUUUGCUGCUGAUUUGGGUGUCUUGUUUAAAAGAAAAUUGGGUGGGUGGGAGUCUCUUGGAGAACUGAGGUUGAGGGUAGGGGGAGUACGCCCAAGUCUUGGAGUCUUGGUUCCGGUUCACAGUGUUUAUGGGUUAUUUCCCCCUCCAUCCCUAACCUCUUUUUUUUUUUUUUUUCUUUUUUUUUUUAAAGAACAGAAUAAACUCAAGUAGACAACA